AUGGCUCGUCCCCCACCGCCGCCCCCGCCCCCGCCGCCGCAGGGGAACGGGAACGGGAGCGGGAGCGGGAGCAUCACCACCAGAGACGCCCUCGUCUACCUCAAGGCCGUCAAGGACAAGUUCCAGGAAAAGCCCCACACGUACGAGCAGUUCAUCCAGGUCAUGCGUGAUUUCAAGAGCAACAGGCUCGACAGCGCCGGCGUCAUCGCCCGUGUCAAGACCCUCUUCCACGGCUACCCGGACCUAAUCCUGGGCUUCAACGCCUUCCUGCCCAAGGGACAGUCCAUCAGGCGUCAGGACCUCCUCCUCCACAAGGACAAGGAGCCCGUCGAUUAUCCCAGGGCCAUCAGCCUUGUCAACAGGAUUAAGAGCCGAUUCCAGCAGGAGGAACAUGUCUACAAGUCAUUCCUGGGGAUCCUCAAUAUGUACCGCAUGCAUAACAAGCCCAUCCAAGAUGUUUACGACGAGGUCUCCGUGCUGUUCCAUGGCCAUCCUGAUUUACUCGAGGAGUUCAUUCAUUUCUUGCCUGAUACGCCCACGCCUCCUCUGCAGGCAGCCACUACCUCUAAAGCCAGGCAUGAUGACAAGAAUGCUGUUAUGCAUUCUGCUACAAGAGCUCAGACCGUUCAACAGAGUGAGAGAGCUUUUCCAUCAACUGCUGAUUGGGACUCCAGUGUUGAUCGCCUUGAUCUUGAGCAUGGUAUUAAAAAAAGGUGUAUUGAGAAGGAAAAAAUUCGUAAUGCUUGUCGCAGUCAGCAUAGAAGAGGUUAUAAAAGGAAUGAGAAGAAUAACGAAUAUAAAAACGAAGAUUUGGAUGCAGAGCGAUGUGGUCACAAAUCUCAAAGAAAGAUGGAGGGUACUGGUGAUGAUACACUAGGUGGUGCUACCAUGUCUCCUUUCUCAUUCAAUUGUUCACACACACAAGAGUUUCAAUUCUGUGAGAAACUAAAGGCACAGCUAGAGCCUGAAGCUUACCAAGAGUUCUUGAAAUGCCUUCACAUAUACAGCCAAGAAAUUAUUACAAGAAGUGAACUGAAAAGAUUGGUAAAAGACAUACUUCAGCACUACCCGGAUCUUGUGAAUGGAUUCAAUGACUUCUUGGGACACUGUGAAAAUAUAGAUGGCUUUCUGGAAGGAACCUUCAAUAAAAGGCAAACAUCACGGAUGGUUAAACCUGUGGAAAAAGAGAGAUAUAAGGAGCACGAGGGGGAUAGCGAUCCUGAGAAAGAGAGAUAUAAGGAAAGGGAAAAAUCUGAAAAAGUAUUGGCGUUCAAUUCUAAGGAAGGAGCAACUCAUGAAGUUGCUGCAUUCCCUAGCAAAGAAAAGUAUGACUUAUGCAAACCAAUAUCAGAGCUUGAUCUGUCAAAUUGUCAGCGGUGCACUCCAAGUUACCGACUUUUGCCUGAAAAUUAUCAAGUGCCUUCUGCAAGCAACAGGACUGACACUGAAGCUUCAGUGCUGAAUGAUCUCUGGGUAUCAGUGACCUCAGGAAGUGAAGAUUAUUCGUUUAAGCAUAUGCGCAAAAAUCAGUAUGAAGAAAGCUUGUUUAGAUGUGAAGAUGACAGGUUUGAGCUGGACAUGCUGUUGGAAUCUGUUACUGUGGCAAUUAAGCGUAUUGAGAAGUUGGUGGAAAGGAUGGAAGGCAACUCACUCAAACCAGACAGCUCUAUCCACCUCGAUGAACAUUUGACUACUUUGAAUAUGAGGUGCAUUGAGCGGCUAUAUGGUGACCAUGGACUUGAUGUUGUGGAUGUUCUUCAAAAAAAUAUUGGUGUGACAUUACCAGUUAUUUUAACCAGGCUUAAACAAAAGCAGGAGGAAUGGUCAAGGUGCCAGUCAGAUUUUAAUAAAGUUUGGGCUGAAGUAUAUUCAAAAAAUUAUCACAAGUCUCUUGACCAUCACAGUUUCUAUUUCAAACAACAAGACAAGAAGAAUCUGAACACAAAAGCUCUAUUGUCUCAGAUUAAAGAAAUCAGUGAGAAGAAUAGGACGGGGGAUGAUGUGCUACUUGCUAUUACUGCUGGGAAUAGGUGGCCACUAGUUCCCAACAUGUCAUUUGAGUAUGUGGAUUUGGACAUUCAUGAAGAUCUUUAUCAGAUAAUCAAAUACUCUUGCGGAGAACUAUGCAGUUCUUCAGAUCAAGUUAAUAAAGUGAUGAGGAUCUGGACAACAUUUUUAGAGCCUUUGUUAGGGAUUCAUCUUAGGGCUCAUGGCGCUGAAGAUGCAGAUAUGGUAAAAUCAAAGAGGCGAACUAGAAAAGUUGGUUUGUCAUGUGGUGGGAAAAGAAAUAAUGCUACAGCAAAGGGUGGUAAUGGCUCUAAAAGUGCUGGAGCUGAGUCUGUGGCUGAAUUUGUGGGUACGAAUGAAACAAUUCCGUCUAUGAGGAGCAGAAAACAUGGGAGGAUGACAUCUUUGUAUGGAGUGGGUGUACAUCCAUUUUCGGGGUCCCACAACAAUUUAAGGCCUGAAAGAGAAGAGGGUGAAUUAUCUCCUAAUGGCGAUUCUGAAGAGGAAAACUUUGGUGUUUUCAAAGAUGAAGCUAUAUGUGGAACUUCUAAACAAAAUGGAGGUUCUACCAGCAGAUCUCUCCAGGGUAGACCUAAGGAAGUUCUCAAGUUUUCUGGCAAGAAUCAUGCAGGUGCAGAAAAUGAAGGUAACGAGAGGGCCCAGAGGUCUGCAGAGGAUAGUGAAAAUGCAUCUGAGGCUGAUGAAGAUGCCUCUGGCAGUGAAUCUGGUGGUGGUGAGGAGUUUUCUCAUGAAGAUCAAGAGGAAGAAGAGGAUGAUAUGGAUCUUGAUACAAAGGUAAGUGACGGUGGAGCAGAGGUAAAUACAGAGGCACAGGGUUUGGAUGGAGGAAUAUCACUGCCAUUUUCAGAAUGUUUGCAAAGUACAGUUAAACCACUUUCCAAGUAUGUUUCCACGGCAUUACCAAACCAUGAAGAGAAACUUUCUCAUAUAUUUUAUGGAAAUGACUCAUUUUAUGUUCUGUUCAGGCUACAUCAGAUCUUAUAUGAGAGAAUAUUGUCAGCUAAGACAAACUCUUCCACAUCAGACAAUAACUGGAAAGCUUCAAAUGAUACAAAUUCUCCAGACCAAUAUUCAAGGUUUAUCAGUGCACUAUACAACUUGCUUGAUGGUUCUUCUGACCACACCAAAUUUGAAGAUGACUGCCGUUCCAUCAUUGGGACUCAAUCAUAUGUUCUCUUUACUUUAGAUAAACUGAUAUACAAAAUUGUGAAGCAGCUUCAAGCAGUAGCAUCUGAUGAAAUCGACAACCAGCUUCUCCAGCUUUAUUUGUAUGAAAAGUCCAGGUCUCCUGGGAGCUUCUUUGAUCUGGUUUAUCAUGAAAAUGCACGAGCCCUUCUACAUGAUGACCACAUAUACCGUUUUGAAUGUCAUUCUGAUCCUACAGGAUUAUCUAUUCAGCUCAUGGAGUAUGGGAAUGGAAAACAUGAAUUGACCGCUGUCUCAUUUGAUCCAACCUUUUCACCGUAUCUAUAUAAUGAUUAUCUGUCAAGUAUGGAUGAUACCAAAUUGGCUGAUGAUGUCUUUCUUAGGAGGAAUAAGCGGAAGCAAGUGAGGAAUGAUGACUCCCCAGCUUCUUUGAAGACCAUGGACGAUGUCAUGUUUGCUAAUGGUCUUGAAUGCAAGAUAUCUUGCAAAACCUCAAAGGUCUCGUAUGUCAUCGAUACCGAGGAUUUCUUAUUUCGUACGAGAAAGAGAAGCUCCAUCUAG
Molecule: messenger RNA, 3735 nt
Organism: Miscanthus lutarioriparius
Lineage: Eukaryota; Viridiplantae; Streptophyta; Magnoliopsida; Poales; Poaceae
Source: the annotation of a GenBank genome assembly